Geodia barretti is the source of this 1401-nucleotide messenger RNA. Lineage: Eukaryota; Metazoa; Porifera; Demospongiae; Tetractinellida; Geodiidae. The record is from the annotation of a GenBank genome assembly.
CUUUAGGGUCCUGUUCGGUAUGAUGAGAAUGGAACUAUUGUCUACACUCGAAUCAGACUGUCGCAGUACCGAGAGGAAAAUGACCUGGUGUCAUUGAAAAGAUUUGGAUACUUGGACAGAGACUCAAACUUUGCUCUUGUAUACGAAACUGGAGAGAGUGACAAAACUCUGUAUCCAGAUGGUUUUCCGCCGGAUGGAACUCCUAUGAUUGUAGUUCAAGGUCCUCAUAAGGCACUUGUUGUAGUUUACUACACUCUGGCAGUCUGUGGAAUCAUAGGAUCCAUUAUGUUUCUGAUUUUCAAUUUUAUUUAUCGCAACACAAAAGUUAUUCGUCUGACAACGCCACAACUCAGUUACAUCAUCAUUAGUGGAGCCUUGCUGAUGUAUUUGUCUGUAUUUCUCGGUUUACUGCCAUCUACAAAGAAAGCUGUGAUACGAAUGCAAUGCAAUGUCCAUGUAUGGCUGUAUGGAGUUGGGUAUCUCCUUGUUUACGGAACACUACUGGCAAAGAUGUGGAGAGUCUACCAGAUCUUUCACAACCCAUAUCCAAACAAAACGAUUCUCAAGACGUGGCAUCUCAUGUGUGUGGUGUUCUCUGUGACUGGUGUUGGAGUGCUGCUCAUUCUCGCCAGAUCUGUGGCCCAGGCACUCACUGAUCCUGACUUGGUGACCAACAAGGAAAAUCUUGAAGGAGCAACAGGUUCAUAUAUUCAGAAAUUCAACAAAGUAUGGCAGUGUUAUGGCUCUGGAUCUGCUCCAUUUUAUCUCGACCUGGUGAUAUUUGUGUACCUUGGACUGCUGCAGGUGGUGGGCAUCAUCCUAGCCUUCCAGACCCGCAAAGUCAAAAUCCCUAUCCUGAAUGACUCAAAGUCGGUGACAGCUCUCAUAUACAUCUCCAGUAUUGUACUGGUGGUGAUAGUCCUUAUCUCCUUCAUCUUGAAUGAAUAUGUCAAUGUCAGAGCUGUCAUGUUCUACGGGGGAAUCAUAUUACUGGCUACAAUCUUCCUGGCACUGAUUUUCAUUCCAAAGGUGAUAAGCUUGCAUCGGGAUCCAACAGGCAAAGAGAUCUUCAGUGAUAUUGGUGAUCCUUCCAAACGUGCAGAGAAGUGUGAGAUAAAAGGCAAUCAUAACAACUUGGCUGUGGGCCUGGCCGAGCUAACGGACUCUGAGAUGGUCCCAAGUGGCUGAAGGACAAUUUGAAUGACAAGAACAGGAGGACAGCUGAGCUGGAGUCUGUCGUAACACCACUACCUAGAUUUGUAGAGCUAGCUAUAAACAAGCUGCUGUGUCAUUGUAAAUUGACUGCUGUAUGAUUAUGGUAGCUAACUUAGUGUAGUUUGUUACUUGUAAUGUUGCCCAAGAUAUGCUUUGCCAUAGAGCCACCUCUCCCCUAUAAAACCC